AGCCCUCAUGCUGAGUUGCAUCACAGCUCUGCUCCCAGACGCACUCGCAAAUAAGACCAGAGUAACAUUUUCUCCGUACUGAAAUAUAAAGAAGCGAAGGAGUAACAUUUGUAAAUGACAAGAUGUUACAAUUCAGGAGAAGCGUUGAAGCCGAAAAACAUCAAUUACAGGAGCUCAACAACAGACUGGGCCAGUACCUGUCAAGAACAAUGCAAUUGGAGCAUGACAACGCAAUCCUCAAAACUGAAAUAAACAAGAUAAGACAAGAGAAGACAGUGGAAUGGGACAACCAAUGUAUGGCCGAAAUGCGGGACCUGAGGAGAAUGGCGGGGCAACUAUCUUUUGAAAAGUCCCGAGCCGAGACUGAACGAGAGAAGCUUUGGCAAGAGUUUCAGAUGUUACAGUUGAUGUGUUGUGAGGAGCAGGUAGUAUGCAAAGACAUAGGUGGAGAGCUAAAAGGUUGCGAGAAGCAGCUUCAUAAAGCUCAACAGACCAAUGGGGAACUUGAAGAACGUCUGUUCCAGCUUGAGAACGAGUACAAAUUCAUUGAGGAUGCACACAGACAAGAAAUGACCAAGCUCCGGAGCCAGGUGCAUUCACGACCUAUUGUUACCCAAACCUACCAUGGUCCUCCAGUGGUCUCGAUGGAAGAGAUGCAACAUUAUGCCCUCAGCCUGUCCGAAGGAUGGACUGACACCUUAGAGGUGUAUCGAAGGAAGGUCGAAGAUAUGGAGGAAUCGAUCAACGCGGACCAGACGAGGCUGGAUGAUCUCCAAAGGGAAAAGAUGCAGUAUGCCUCAGAGUUUGACAAAUUACGUAAAGAGGCUGAAAAGCAAGGUCAGAUUCAAAUACACCUGGAGGAACAGCUCAUAUACAUGCAGGAGAACUUCCACGGGGACAUCACCCAGUAUCAGGUGAUUAUUGAUCAGUUGGAGUGGGAGCGGGAAAUGUUGGCCAACACCAUGGCAGAAAAGGUCAGAGACCAUCAGCAGCUACUGCAGGUCAAGAUGGAUCUGGGCAUGGAGGUGGCUUACUACAGGGCGCUUAUUGAAGGAGAUCAUCAGCAGCAUCUGCAGUCAAGAGGAAGAGUCAUAGAUAUUAAGAUGAUGCCUCCACAACAGUACAAACCAAGAGUUUUCACAUCAACCAGACAGGAUGUAAGGAAACAUCUGGAUGUGAAAUACAUGGAGCCAACCUCAAGCUUGAGAAGAUCACCUGUUCCAUCUCAGUAUGGUCACACCAGUCCUUCCAGGGUCAUACCUAUCUCAGUCAAAGGAAGCAGCUACAACAGGAAUCAGAGUCCUACCACCAGAAGGGACAUGGUCUCAUUCACUAAAUCCCAGUCUGCAUCCUCAAGCUCUUCCUCCACUACAGUUAAACCUGUGGCCCAGAGUACGGUCAGGAAAAAUAUAGAUGCUCAGAAGAAAGUUGUGGAGGAGAGGAGUGUGAGAAUCAAAGAGGUGUCACAACACUCAGCUAAGGAUUCUCUUGACCAUUCUCGAGGCACAGCAAACACAUCCAGUCCCAUUGCCUCACCCACUGCUGACCCCAAUUCAGUAAGAAUAGUGUCACCACCAAUGAUGAGUCUUAGCAGAAACACAGAGGAGGACAGCAAAAAGAAAGCAGAGAGGCAAGUUGAAAGAGAGGUGAGAGGAGAUGCAUUUGGUCUUCAGAAUGUAAAGAUGCAUGCCAAAGAUGGCAGCAUUACAGCAACCACGACAAGUGAUAAGAUGGUCCUAGACUCUGUGUCUAUGGAGGAACUCAUUGAGAAGGUCAUGAAACCUGCUGGUUUGGAUCGAAAGGUCUGCAGCUCAUCUCCAGACUCCAAGAUCACUUACCAUGUGGAGAAAACGGAGAAGGAGGACGGGUCAACAAAGACACAGAUUAUCCUGGAGUCCAAGGUGCAGGAGGAGCUGGAUAUGUCAGAGGACUUUGCACUGGAGGAACUUCUCAGCAAGGAAGUGAAACACGUGUCACUGGAGGAUAUCAAGGGCACUGCAACAGGAAACAUGAUUCAGAAUCUGCUCAGCCUUGGGCUGCAUGGAGGAGAGGACAUGGGAAACAAGACUGUCAAUGUGGAGAUCAUUGAGGAACCAGUGGAGGGUUACAGUGACGAGGAGUACGAGUUUGAGGAGAAGUCCACACCCAAGUUCUCCCAGCCCUCUUCAAUGUUCUUUCAGAUUGAAGAACUAGAGAAUGACCCUCACGGCACCAUAUACCAUGAGAGUGGUGCUGAAGUAAUGAAAACCUCCAUGACAGUAGCAAACUAUGGCAGUAAUGGUGGAUCUGUGAAGGUCCAGGAAGACUUCAGAGAUAGUGAAUCUCCAUACUACAGCCACAACCAAGAGUCUCAAGAGUAUUUUGUCUCCACACCUGAUGGAAAUCUGUCAGAGCCUGAGGAGGGUGGUGGUAUAGCAUCAUAUGGACAUGGUGAACGACCCUCCAGUGGUGGACGAAUGGUGGACGACUUUUCAGAUGAAACGUACUACCAGGAGGGGGAAGUCUCAAAGAACAGAAUUUUUGUUGAGGAAAGCGAUAGUUACAGACCUGCAUCGGACAGCCAGUACAUGAAAGAUGACCACUCCUUUGCCCAAAAUAGUUACUCAGAGUGCAUCAUUGAAGAGGAGACCAUCCGUGUCUCCCCCACAGUGCAGGAGUCAAUGCUUGGAUACCUGAGAGAGGAAACUCUGGACCCCAAAGAGCAGCUGAGAGGAGCCCUAGAGCAGCUCCAAGGAACAGUGUCAGGGAGCCUGAAAGAAGAGUUGGCUCUCCUCACAAGACGUGGCAGUGAUAGUCCUCAGAACAUAUCUGUGGACAUAAAAAAAGUACACGAGUCCUCUAACAACGGAACCACGACUAUUGUGGCAGAGCUCAAGAGCUCAACAACUCUAGAGGACUCUGGGCAGCUGGGGGAGCAGGGGGAUGAUGUAUCUGAGGAGCAGAUCAUGGCGGCUCUAUGCUCCUCCAACCUUGGAGCAGAGGGAGGAUACACCCUGGACACAAAGGAGAUGUGCUGGGUGACUAGCAGUGAGGGACAGGGAGGCGAGUCCUCAACUGAUGUCACUGAGAAGCACAUCAAGCUGGGGCAAUCAGAGAAGUCAUUCCCCUUCCAGAUGGAUGUAAAUAAUGGCCAAGGACAGGAUCCCCCACUGAAGGUCACUCAUAAGAAAAGAGUUGCCACAGUCUAUCUUGAAUCUAAUGAAGAUGAGUUCUGAUUCAAAUUAGAUAUUUUUAUUAUAAUACUCCCCAUAUUAAGUCACACACCAGUCAAUCAGUUGCAACGAACUGUAAGGUGAUGUUAUUCGAUGUGAUUCAUAAAUUGCUAUGCCUACAGUUGUGAUAAGAGUACAAAUUAUAGCCACUGCAUAUAUAUAUAUAAAAGGUUUUAAUAGCACUUGUUACCCAUUUUCAAAUGUCUCUCUGCUUCUUUUUAAGAAUAUGUUAUAUUCAUUUCCUGCUAUAUUUUUGUACUAACCUGUACCACAGAAUAGGGCUGUCUUUUUGCCUGAGAUACUAUAACCAAAUAUGGAACAAUGCUAAUAUAUCCUCCAUUGUUAUGGUUAAUGUUGCAGUCUUAAAACAUGUUCAACAUUUACAGUAUGUAUCUAGAAAAAAAACAUUAUACC
This is a messenger RNA of Oncorhynchus tshawytscha (Chinook salmon), 3626 nucleotides long. Its product is annotated as synemin-like. NCBI's taxonomy places the organism in Eukaryota, Metazoa, Chordata, Actinopteri, Salmoniformes, Salmonidae. The transcript is spliced from 4 exons. Bases 123 to 3215 code for a protein of 1030 amino acids. Gene Ontology annotation, cellular component: intermediate filament; costamere; neurofilament cytoskeleton. Gene Ontology annotation, molecular function: vinculin binding; intermediate filament binding; structural constituent of muscle. The record is from RefSeq and is a predicted model, not a curated record. Gene Ontology annotation, biological process: fast-twitch skeletal muscle fiber contraction; intermediate filament cytoskeleton organization.